AUGAUAGAGGACCUCCUGCAGAACCCAGGCCCGGGAACAUACAGCCCUGAAAAAGCUCCUCCAUGUAACCUCCAGCGUCGGCCUCCUCGCUUCACCAUGGGCGCCCGCACUUUGUACCGCACCGUGGACGCAGUACCUUCCCCUAAUAAGUACAGUCUGCCCCCCCUGCUGGGCCCGCAGGUCCCCAACAAAGCAGCCAGUGCCUGCUACACCAUGUCUGCCUGCUACCCCUGUGGAGGGCCAGCCGUGGACUUGGCCAAAACACCAGGACCAUGUGGCUACAAUAGCACCGACCCCAAUGUGUACCUGCCACGUCAGCCAGCCUUCUCCAUUCUAGGCCGUCACUCUUUGGCUAAAGAUCCGGCCAGCAGACCCGGUCCUGGGACCUACAAUCCAGAGACUGUGACGGUGCACAAGGCUCGGGCGCCAGCCUACUCCUUAGGCAUGAGGCAUUCUGAAUACGUCACUCCGCUAAUCAUACAUUUACCUGAUUAA
Messenger RNA from Knipowitschia caucasica, 495 nucleotides. The record is from the annotation of a GenBank genome assembly. Lineage: Eukaryota; Metazoa; Chordata; Actinopteri; Gobiiformes; Gobiidae.